AUGUGGUUGUGCCGCAGGAGACGUAUUUUCCUGAAAACAAAGUCACAGGCCACUUGUCCCAAGAAUCGUCGAGUUGGUCGAUGUAAGGUUGUCAGGCGUCUUGCCUUGGUUCUUGCGUCAUCUACGUCGCCGCGGCCGUGGUCGUCUGUACACGUUGCCAGGGGCCCACGCCCAGCUGUUAGGCCGAGGCGACGCUCGGACUGGUCGAGCCCACCGCUCCACUAG
Messenger RNA from Protopolystoma xenopodis, 225 nucleotides. The record is from the annotation of a GenBank genome assembly. NCBI's taxonomy places the organism in Eukaryota, Metazoa, Platyhelminthes, Monogenea, Polystomatidea, Polystomatidae.